Messenger RNA from Salmo salar (Atlantic salmon), 2176 nucleotides. Lineage: Eukaryota; Metazoa; Chordata; Actinopteri; Salmoniformes; Salmonidae. The record is from RefSeq and is a predicted model, not a curated record.
CAAUCAACAGCCUGAUCAACUCUAUUUGAAGGAAAUGUGUCGCGUUGCAUAAGGCAAAUGAUGGUCAAAUCAGUUACAACCAGACUGUUUUUCUGAUCCACGCCCCAGUCAUGUGAAAGCCAUAGAUUAGAAUUUAUUUAAAUUGACUGAUUUCUUUAUAUGAACUGUAACUAUGUAAAAUCUUUGAAAUUGUUGCAUGUUGUGUUUAUAUUUUUUGUUCAGUGUAUUUUCAACCAGAAACUAUCAGGAAAUAACACAGAUCAAAUUUUUUUCACGCUUUUACAGCUGUUGUACAAUAUGAUAUAAGACACAGGCAAAACAGAAUUUUGACUGCGCUGGGCCUUUACAUUUCAAUUGCGCUACAGCGCAGAUCUUCAGCGCUACAGAUUGAAUCAAGACCUUACAAGAAAUAAAAUAGUAAAAAGAUGCUAUUUAUUCAGGAUGUUCUGGGGAAAAACAGAUGGGAGAUUGACCAUUCUGAUAAAGUUCUAUGGAAAGUCUCUCAGAGACUAACUACCAGGAACAUGUCUGUGUGAGAAUAGAAUCUGUCCAGUUUCUUAUUUGUGAGAUGAAAUACAUCAUACGGUGUAAUUAAUGUUCAAGUGAUGUGAAGUCAUACAUUUUACUUUGAAAGUUGCUGUGGUGCUAGUACACUAUAUCUGGUACACUAUAUUCAAACUGGUGGUAUUAGGAGAGUAUGGCCAGUUUGAGAGAAAACAGGAAGACAGGAGGGGUAAAAGAGUAGAUGAAAAUGAUGAAAAUGAGAACAGAUUGAAUGGAGUUGUCCACUGUGGAUUUAGAGUUGUAUCAAUAGAUUAAAGAAGAGGGGAGCUUAAGGCUUGGUUGAGCACACUGACUUACUGACCAAGCGGUAUCAUGAAGAGUGACAGCCACACACUCCACAUAGGUUACUGUGAGGGUCAACACCCUGAAUCACUGACAUGCUAUCUGAUGGAGAGGAAGAGAAGAGAGAGAGGAAGAUGGGUAGAGGAAUAGGAGUCCAUUAAAUACUACCACAAUCCACACUCGCUACAUGAAGAACUGAAGAUAAAGAGGAAAUAAGACAGGUUGAAGAAGGUUCCCUCUCUCUCCCUUCAUCAUGACGUUUCUGUCCAGGGUGCGGUCCCCCAAGCUCACCUUCUUCCAGACCCUGGUGUCUCUGGUCCUGGGGGCCAUGGCCCUCUUGUCGUCCUACUGGUGUGAGGGCAGUCAGAAGGUCCCCAAGCCCCUCUGCUCGGCCAAUAAACUGACCAAAUGCAUACCUGUGCCCGGGGUCUCGCAUAACUUCACCUCCAUCCAGUUCUCCUGGGAGACGGGGGACGACCGCUUCGUCUUCCCUGCCUUCCAUGCAGGCAUGUGGAUGAGCUGUGAGGAGAACAUCUACACUGACGCCUGGGGAAUGUUGUGGUUGUCGGUGUCAAUGGAGCUCAUGUAUGUUGGGCUGCUGUGUAUCAGCUGUGUGCUGCUGUCUCUUCAGUUGUGUCUGGAUGCCUUUUGGCCCUCACAGAUCUGGGGACAGCUCCUCAAUGCCUACUCUGCAGUCUUCACUAUAUUAGGAGGGUUACUGGGAAUGGUGGCUCACAUGAUGUUCAUGCAGGUGUUUCAGACUACUGCCUCUAUGGGUCCAGAGGACUUCAAACCACACAGCUAUGGCUACUCCUGGGGCUUUUAUGUGGCAUGGCUGGCCUUUACCUGCUGCAUGUUGUCAGGAGUCUCCACCCUCAACAACUACACCAAGAAGACUGUAAUGGAGCGGAGGCGCAAAGCCCGCCUGUACCCCCCUCGAUUCCCUGACAUAGAGCCCCUGCUACCCCCGGCCCCCUACUACUGCCCUCCGCCCCCACACCCCUGCAUGUCCCCACCAUCCCCAGAACUCUCACCCCUGUCACCCUACUAUGACUCCCCUUCGCCACCCCCAACCUCAUCACCCCAUCCACUCACCCACUCCCUCUCCCUCCCCCACUGCUACACACUCCCCCACCCUGAAUACUUCCCACCUCCCCCGUCCCACCCUGCUCCCCUGUCCCCCUAUCACCGCCACUCCCUCCCCUCUCCCUCCAUCUCUCUGCCCCUCUCCGUCCACAGUUACACACCCCAGUACUACUCAGAGGACAGGGGCAGAGAGAUGGAGGAAGAGGGGAGGGAGUACUCAGAUGAGGAAUACAGCCCACUUUGA